UCUGGUGCACAUCAGUGCUUCUGUAACUGAACAGACAAUGAAAACGAGCCUGGCUUGGAUUCUUAUUUUCUUUCAGCUUUUUGAAGCCAGUGCAGAGGUGAUCUUUAAACGUCUGAUGGAGGGUCAGUCUGUGGCACUCUCCUGCUCCCGUGAUCAGACCCAUGGUGGCCUGACAGGUCUCCACCUGUACCACCGUGGCGUCCAGAGCCAGACCACCCUGCUGUCCCUGACUGAGGGCGGUGAGGUCAGGAUGGGCCCAGAUCACAGAACUCGUCUGCAGCUCAGUGGAGGACUGAGCUCCCUGAAGGUCAAUGUGACCAUUUCUCACUUAGAGCUGAGUGACACGGGGCUGUACAUGUGGGAGCUGAGCUCCAGAGAUGGUAACGGCUCUGAUCAGAUGACCCUCUGCGCCCAGAAGAUCUUUGUGUUGGUUGAAGGGACAGGGAGGCCAUGCCACUGCUCUCCUGGUUACCCCCCUUUACUCUGGACCAUCUUUACAGCAGCAGGGUUUCUUCUGCUGACACUCACCUGGCUGGCCAUCGAGAAAUGUGUGAAGAUGAGGUCUCAUCGCAAACCGCAACCUCACACUCCGAUAUAUGAGGAAAUGAGCAGGAAGCAGCAGCAGCAGAGCCCCCAGAAUAACCACGAGGCCUCCUCACACCUGGAGGAAGUCAACUUCCCCGUGUACGCUAACCCAAACAUCCGACAACCCCAGGACAACUACUAUGCCUGCCCCAGGCAGCUCAUCCUCAGGGCCUGACACAGCCACAGGAAAUAACAGCAACGCAUCUGCAAAAAUACGAGAGCCGCAAACACACCGAUGGCGAUGUCGCAUCCAGGAUACAAAAGGAUAAAUAACGAGGAGGGGGAGGGACAGCUUUUACAGCCAAGAAAAAAAAAAUGCUAUUUUUAUUAAUAUUUGAAAGAAGCUCCAUAGUUCAUGAAAACAUUUGUUUCGGUGCAUGUCAUUUAACAA
This is a messenger RNA of Archocentrus centrarchus (flier cichlid), 976 nucleotides long. RefSeq lists its product as uncharacterized. The transcript is spliced from 4 exons. Gene Ontology annotation, cellular component: membrane. Gene Ontology annotation, biological process: adaptive immune response. Gene Ontology annotation, molecular function: signaling receptor activity. The coding region runs from base 38 to 760 and encodes 240 amino acids. The record is from RefSeq and is a predicted model, not a curated record. NCBI's taxonomy places the organism in Eukaryota, Metazoa, Chordata, Actinopteri, Cichliformes, Cichlidae.